AUUUAAGGGCUGCUUAAACGUUUGAGCAGCUCUUGAACUUCGUUUUCGUAUUCUCAAAAGUCAAUUUUAAGUAUCUCUCAAAUUUAAAUGCACCUUAAAUUAAGUUGUGCUCAAAGUCCACUUAGUUUAAAAGUCGUAUACAGAAACGCUACUCAACACUAUUUAACUGUCAAAUGAACUGUCAAACUGAUUUGAGCAGCCCUUAGAUUUGAGAACGGUCGCAAGGUCCCUCAAAUCAAAACAAAUCUAUUAAAACUUGGAUUCCUCGUGUAGAAAAGUGAUAAAAUGUCUUUAUCGUCAUUAUCUUCGCUUUCGGAUCACGAAAGACCAAGCGCAAGCCGUCGGAAUGAAGAAAAGUUAAACGCUUUUGAAAAGUACCACGACAUGGAGUUUGUUUCACGGUUUCGCCUCUCGAAAGAAACAGUUUUAUAUUUGGACUCUGUUUUCGGUAGUAGCAUUAAGCCGUUGACGAAAAGAAACCGAGCCAUACAGCCAGUGGACCAAAUUCUCAUAGCUCUCCGUUAUUAUGCAACAGGUAGCUAUCAACGCGUAAUAGGCGAUAUUUUUGAGGUUGAACAACCAACCGUGCAUAGAAUAGUGCAUAGAGUGACGGCCAAAAUAGCCAGCUUGAAGUCAAGAUUUAUAAAUAUGCCAACACAAGAAGAAUUUCCAGUAGUGGCCAAUGAGUUCUUUGCAAUAGCAGGAUUUCCACGAGUUGUGGGAGCUGUUGACUGCACUCAUAUCAAAAUUAAUUCUCCAGGAGGGGCCCAAUCUGAAAUUUAUCGGAACAGAAAAGGCUAUUUUUCUUUAAAUGUGCAAAUGGUGUGCGAUGCAAGACUGCGCAUUAGGAAUAUUAUUGCUAGAUGGCCAGGUUCUGUGCAUGACAGUACCAUAUUUAACGAUUCACCACUGUGUGCCCAAUUAGAGCGUGGGGACUUUGGGACAGGUAUUAUUCUUGGGGACAGUGGUUAUCCAUGUCGUCCUUAUUUACUUACCCCAUUAAUAAAUACAAGGACAGCUGCUGAAGAAGCUUACAAUCGGUCCCAAAUAAGCACCAGAAAUCCUGUGGAGAGGCUCUUCGGUGUUCUGAAAAGAAGAUUUCCUUGCCUUCAAAAAGGCAUGGGCCUAAAAAUAAAAAAUAUCCCACCGGUCAUUGUAGCAUGUGCAGUGCUUCAUAACAUUGCCCUAUCACGAUCGGAUGAACUUUGGGACGAGGAUAUUUCCUUACCCUAUGUUGAGGAGGAAUUUAUGGUACAACAACCUAUAGGGCUUGAAACCAAUCAAAACUUCAUAGUAAGGACCAAUUUAAUAAAUACACAUUUUUCCACUUAAAUAUAGGUUUAUUAAGAUUUAGAUUUUAGUUUCUGUAGUCUCAAUUUCCAAAACUGCAUUUUUAUUUUGUACAGAUUCAUUUUCAUUUUGCUCUUGUUCAUGAGGUGUUUGGUUUCUAAUUUGGCAUUUCUAAGUUUUGUCCGAAAAUAUUGCUGUUUCACUGUAGUAUGUGUAGGUUUCAAUGUCUUCAAUUGUCCUGAAAAAUGUAAUUAGUGCAAAAUUAUUGAAAAUCUUAUAAUAAUAGCAAAGAACAAAUAAUUAGAUAAUUACCAGCUGAGGAUGAUGUUGGAUGCAUGCUUUUUUCUUGGGGUAUGAUGAUUGUUGCAGCUUGUUGGUCAUCUAUCAAAAUAAUUACAAGUUAAUGAACUGCCUUCACAUAGCUAAAAUUAUACUUAGUUUCAAUAUUACAUCAAAUUUAACAUUUAACUUAUACAAUAACAAAAAAAAAUAAUAUUACCAGCUGUAUUUAUUGAUGUAACUGUACAAGGUUUGUUAUUUUCUGCUGUAUUCUUGUUUGCCAUGGCUAUGUAUUGGUCAUCUAAAAUAAAGUAAUAUUUACUUAUAGUACUUAUACAAUUCAUAAAAAAGAAUUAAAAAUUUAAUGAAAAUGAAAAAAUAUAUAUUUGGACCCACAUUAAUAGAAACUACAUUUACCCAAGAUUUGGAUUAUUUCUACUUCAGAAGAGGAUUUAAUUCCGCUAUCAGUUUUUUUCGUAUAACUGUCUAUUGUUACUUCUGGUUCUGUAUCUCCUAUAAAUUAAAAAGGAACAUAAUUAUAAUUUUGCAUAAACAAAAUUUAUUUCAAUAAUGCCAAUUCCUUUGAUUUUAAAGCAUAUAUUACACAAACCAAAAUAUGCUGCAGCAUCAUCAUAGGGAUUAGGUAAUGGUUGAAUUUGAGGAGCAACCAUGGCUAGAAUUUGUGCAUCUUGUUCUGUCAAUACACUUUUGUAUGCUCCACCACCAGUACGAUUAAUUUCUUUCUAUAAAAAUAAAGAAAAUAUUAUGAGGAAAUAUUCAGUAAGGUCCUACUUCUUUACAAAUAUUUAAUUUAAACAAACCUUAUCUAAUGAUGCCUUUGUUUUCACAUCUCUCAUGCUGUCAGUGGUCUCAUAGUACUGAAGCCGCUUAAAAAAUAUAAUAAAAAUAAAUUAAUAUUUAGGUAUGUUAUAUGAUAAAAUAGAUACCUUAUAAAAUCAAGCCUACAUUUGCCUUAGCUAUGUUCUUUUUAGACCUCUGUUUGAGGUUCUCAUAGAGGUGACGUAGCUGUUGCCAGGUUCUGGAGCCGCUCACAGCAACAGUAUUAUACUGCUGGCAUACUGUUUCCCAAGCCUCUCGCUUCUUCAGUAUCAUGUGAGCGUUGGUCUCUUUGUUCUCAAUAAUAUUUUGAUAUCUGAAAGAAAAUUGAUAUAAUUACAUAUUUACAUGGAGAGUGAAAAAUUAAACUUGGUAUCUGUAAUUUAUUUUUUUUGUAUUUUUGACAUUAUUUAUAUAUUGUGUUUGUCUGAUGUUGUUUGUGUAUUAUUUUGUAUUUAAUUAAAUGUUUAAUUUCUA
This is a messenger RNA of Colias croceus (clouded yellow), 2883 nucleotides long. Its product is annotated as putative nuclease HARBI1. The transcript is spliced from 2 exons. Bases 286 to 1332 code for a protein of 348 amino acids. The record is from RefSeq and is a predicted model, not a curated record. NCBI's taxonomy places the organism in Eukaryota, Metazoa, Arthropoda, Insecta, Lepidoptera, Pieridae.